CCGUCCUGCAAACGGAAACCACGCCACCUGACGGCAAUGCUUGGUAAAAUCCGUAGUAAAACAACCCUCCAGGAAGUUUGAACCGAAGAAUAAGGUUAGAGCAAUGGAGCACCGUUUCAGCGAUCAGACGACACGCAGGUCUGCGAUAGAGACCGACCACACGACCAGCGUCUGAUCGUGCCUGUGCAGAGGCAAAUUUAAACGCUGUAAGAGACCAAAGGGCGAAAGACGGAAGCGUGGACAGAGCGGUGCUAAUGAAUAAUCUAAACUCAAGACACUAAAGACCGGUGGAGUGAACCAUUCACGAUGUCCUCCAACGCGGGGGACCUCUGUAACGCUACCGCGCAAAGGAAGCCGGAGGCUUUACGCGAACUAAAACAGCGUCGGCGUCGGAGCAGAGAAGGCGCGAAGGAGAACCUCUACGGGACCCCGCAAAGGACUUUAAGUCUCACCCCUCGAAUGCGUCCCGUUACACCCCUGAUCUCGAGGACCCAGGCAAAUCUAAUGACGUCAAGCUCAGAGUCGAGUCAAAGGUUAUCCGAAAAGGCUGUCAGUCCCAACCUUGCCAAUCUGAGAAUGACUCCAGGCCCCAGUUUGCAGGAGAGACAGAGGCAGCUGCAGGAGAAACACCAGCGAGCUAAAGAGAGCCUGGACAGCCUGGCGGUGGGAGGCGGGGUUAGCAUGUGGCCGGAGAUGGACCGCAUGCGGCUGACCGGUCAGGAGGGCGUCACGUUGGGGCUGGGGUGCGUGACCGUGUCCUUCGGCGUCUUCCUCAUCUUCAAAUAUUUACAUGGGUCUCUGCUGCUCAGUGUGCAUAGGUACACGGUGGCGGUAAAUGGCUUUACUGCGGCACAUCCGGUCCACCACGGACCCCAGAGUGCGCUGAACCACACCCUGCUUGUGUGGCACACCCACUUCCUCCAUCUGCAGGACAGCAUAAAGAAGCAGUUUGAGACUCAGCUGCUGCAGACACACGGCACUUAUCAGCUCUACCUGCUGCUCUACAUCGGUGCGAUAGGCACUCUGCUCUACUACCUGGCCGAUAACGUCAUCCAGAAGAGCCGCCUCACCCCCAGAAGGAUUAAGAUGUGGGUUCUGCUGCUGGUUGCCACGGCGACCUGGACCCUGCUGAUGCUGCGGUUGCUCGUGUGGUACCAGCGCCUGGAGAACGCCGUCGAGGAGGCGGUCCGCGGGUUUCAGGAUGAGCUGGCUCAUCUUGCGACUUUGGACCUGGACCUGAGAAUGUACCACAACAUCGCCACCUACUGGCAAGCGAGGUGCCUGCCGCCACUGAGCAGGGGUACACUGACCAUUUUUGGGGUGCUCCCAGUGCGGGACUUGUUCUUCUACCUGCAGUACUACAGUGUGCCUGUCCUCACGGCCCUGUGUACCCCUGUGCUACAGCUGCUGCUUGCUCUGAAGGAGAUCUAUGUGGACCCCCCUACCAGGGAGAGACCACUCCUCCAGAACUGACUGAGUCACUAAUUGGGAGAGACCAUGUACCCCAAACUAAUGGGGGGGGACACAAGUCACUGAGUUGGAGAGGUCACUUGUCCCAGAACUAAAGGAGGAGAUAAAACACAAAUCGGGGGAGACCAUUUACCCAGAACUGAUGGAGGGUGGCAACACAAGUCACUGAGUGGGAGAGGCCAUUUACCCAAAACUCAGGGGGUGCUCACAGCAUGGUUACGGGUUUCAUAUAAUCUUUUAUGUAAUCUACAGAUAAUCAGCCAUGGCUCCUGGUUUUGUGGUGUGGGGUUGUGUGUUUUCUGAUGUGAGAUGUUUGUAUUAAGGGUUUUCCGAUUAAGCUGAUUGCACUGCGUUGGUCAUGUUCAUGGGUCGAAGUGGGAGUAAAAUCUCAUGAUGUGGCACCCCGGUGUUUUGCCUGUAACAGCUCAUCUAGGAUCAGUUCACCCAAACAUGGCAAGCCCCAGUCCCAGCCACGAUGGUACUAAGGUAACUGAUCCAGGACCAGUCCUUGGGUAGCGAGUCUGUCCCGGAGCCAG
Molecule: messenger RNA, 2006 nt
Organism: Anguilla anguilla (European eel)
Lineage: Eukaryota; Metazoa; Chordata; Actinopteri; Anguilliformes; Anguillidae
Exons: 9
Coding region: 307-1473 (388 amino acids)
Source: RefSeq, a predicted model, not a curated record